GAAAAUCAAUCAAAGCUCAUUUACUUGAUAAAAAUCAUGUCGAACUUGCAACAAUCCUACAAUGCUGGACAGACCAAGGGCCAAGCUCAUGAGAAGGCUGAGCAAUGGACAGAAUCUGCCAAGGAAACUGCACACAGCGCUCGCGAUAAGACAGCUAACGCGGCUCAGUCCACCAAAGAAUCUGCCCAACACGGCCAACAACAAGCCUCUGGUUUCAUCCAACAAACUGGAGAGUCAGUGAAGAACAUGGCUCAAGGUGCUGUUGAUGGUGUCAAGAACACUCUUGGUAUCAACGAGAAGAAAUGAGAAGUCAAAAUACUAUAAAUUUUGCUUAUUUUUGGAGAUUUUUUUUUAAGUUUGAACACUCUUGUAAUAAAGUUUGGAUUUACUUCUUUGUUUUCUUCAUGUGUGGAAGAUUUUGACAUGAGAUCUGAAAAGUAAUAAAAAAAUCUGGUGUAA
Arabidopsis arenosa is the source of this 459-nucleotide messenger RNA. Lineage: Eukaryota; Viridiplantae; Streptophyta; Magnoliopsida; Brassicales; Brassicaceae. The record is from the annotation of a GenBank genome assembly.